Ramularia collo-cygni is the source of this 1266-nucleotide messenger RNA. RefSeq names its product related to channel proteins. Gene Ontology annotation, cellular component: plasma membrane. Lineage: Eukaryota; Fungi; Ascomycota; Dothideomycetes; Mycosphaerellales; Mycosphaerellaceae. The coding region runs from base 1 to 1266 and encodes 421 amino acids. The record is from RefSeq and is a predicted model, not a curated record. Gene Ontology annotation, biological process: water transport; glycerol transmembrane transport. The transcript has 4 exons. Gene Ontology annotation, molecular function: glycerol channel activity; water channel activity.
AUGGAGCCUGUCCCUGCUCACUUGCCCCCUACCGUCCCAUCGCAAUUCCCCUUUCGUGCCCCGGCUCACUCUCAAGGCCCCACAAGCAUGCGCCGCUCCAGCGAUGCCAUGCGAGCAGGAUCUAACUCCGGUCCUCCACACGACAUGAACAGCCCUCCCUUCUCAGCCGACGCCGUUACACUCAAGGGAGAUCACAGCAGCGACUCGAACAUUCUGAAAGGAGAAAUUCCCGAGUACGCUGAGAGCAACCAUCAUCACAAACUUAAGAAGGUCACGUCGACUCUUCAGGGGCCGAGAAAAUGGAUGGGUCUGCAGCCUGCAGCGCCGGUAGCGGUCGAUGAGGACCAUGCUGCCCAUGUUCACCUGGGUUGGUCCAAGACCAAGAUUGUUUUCAAGGAGCCCUUCGCGGAGUUUUGGGGAACUUUCAUCCUCGUCUUGUUUGGAAAUGCCGGUUUAGCGCAAGUCACUCUUGGUGCCAACAAGACUGGCGCGCCAGGUGGCYAGGGCUUUGGUGACUGGCAGAGUGUUAACUGGGCUUUCGGUAUCGGACUCAUGUUGGGAAUUUACGUCGCCGGUGACAGUGGAGCGUAUUUGAACCCUGCCGUGACCCUUGCCAGCUGUGUCCUCCGCAAGCUGCCAUGGCGACGCAUGCCAAUGUACCUCCUCGCACAAACUCUCGGAGCCUUCGCGGCUGCUGGUGUUGUUUACGCAAACUACUACAGCAUGAUUCACGAGUACGACCCAGGUCUUACCGUCGCCCCAUCCCCCACUGCCACUGCGGGAAUCUUCGCAACCUACCCGGGUGAAGGAGUCAGCAAAGUCAACCAGUUUUUCGACCAGUUUAUCGCCUCCGCAUUGCUCGUCUUCGUCAUCUUCGCGCUCAAGGAUGACUCUAACAAGGGCAACUUCGUCGCAAGUGGAGCCUGGUUCCCGCUUGCUCUCUUCUUCUUGAUGUUCGGUAUCGGAUCUUGCUUCGGCAUCCAGACCGGUUUCGCCAUCAACUUCGCCCGUGACUUCGGUCCCCGUCUCAUGACCUACGCUCUCGGCUAUGGUCACGAAGUUUGGUCCGCAGGAGGGUAUUACUUCUGGAUUCCGAUGGUCGCGCCCUUCAUUGGGUGUCUGACCGGUGGUGUCCUCUACGACAUCUUCAUCUUCACUGGAGAGUCACCCAUCAACACUCCCUGGUUCGGUCUUGCUAAGCUCUUCAACCCUAAGCGCACCAUUGUCAACAGACUCGAGGCGCAGAAGGAGGAUGGGCUUGUCUGA